Molecule: messenger RNA, 3706 nt
Organism: Colletes gigas
Lineage: Eukaryota; Metazoa; Arthropoda; Insecta; Hymenoptera; Colletidae
Gene: MESR3
Exons: 4
Coding region: 348-1154 (268 amino acids)
Biological process (GO): regulation of transcription by RNA polymerase II
Cellular component (GO): nucleus
Molecular function (GO): DNA-binding transcription factor activity, RNA polymerase II-specific; RNA polymerase II cis-regulatory region sequence-specific DNA binding
Source: RefSeq, a predicted model, not a curated record
GUUCGUGGGAGCUGCGCCGAGCGUCCGAGCCUCAGUCCACCGUCGACCUUCGUGCGCGUCGGUUCGAUUCGAUGUCCGGUGUCUCGCCACGUAACCGCCUGCUCCGUCUCGCUGGUCGUCCUUCGUCCUAAAUCGCGGUUCGAGCCGCGUAUCCAGCGAAAGAGAAUCCAGAAAGAUCGUCGCGCGGAAGCCGUGCGUCGAUUGGAAUUGGAGCUGACGUUUCGAAGCUCGCACCAUGCACCACCAUCGUCGCGUUUGAAUCUUCGGCGUUGCUUUCGGAACCGUAACAUUGGAUAUCGAGGAGGCUCGUUCGCAAACCACCCGGCCCCCCUCAGGCAAACGAAAAGAUGAACGCACCGGUGUACGCGUCGUCCUGCCCCGCGUUGCAGUCGAAUCUGUCGCUGCACAGCUCCUCCUACUACAGCGAGUACAACGGAGCCGCGAGGAGGCGGUUGUCCUCGACGGGGGAGGCCGACACCUCGGCCACGUCGAGCUACGAGGGUAGCGACAGUUCCGAAAACAGCGACGAGUCUCGCCUGGAACCGGUCAGCCAGAUGGAACGCGAGCAACUCGAGACCUUCUUUCGGGGCUUGAAAUCUCAGGUGUUCGUCUGCGAGUCGUUGGCGAACCUGUAUCUCGGGAACGCGUCGCAGACCGAGAGAUGGGAGCUCCGAUUCACCGGGAUACCAGUGGUGGUUCUGGAUCUCGGGGAAACGCGAUCGAGAUCCAAGCGGCGGAUCCAGAUUCUGCUGGCGGAGCGCGGCACUUGCUUCACGCUUUGGAGAGAGACCAUCGAUAAUCUCUCGUCGUACAAGGUGUCUGGUCCAGCGUUUCACACGAUGUGUCUGUCGUCGGAUCACACGCGCCUCGCCGGGCUCAGCUUCGACAAUCCGAAGGCGGCGAACGAUCUCUGGCAGCACAUAGAACGGCUCGUCUCCUGUCCGGAGAACAUCAGCCUGUCGGUGCCGGGUAAGAAGAAGAAGAAACCGGCGCCGAAGAAGGUGGUGCUGCCGGCGAAGAGCAACAUCAGCCAGCCCUGUCAGUUCCAGCACGUGACGAGCGUGGACGCCGCCGAUCGGUCGCGAUACUUCUCGCUUCAGACGUUGGUGCCGGCUCUGAACGAGCUGGGGAACUCGUUGGAGGCGAACUUCUGAGACAACGGGAAGCCCGACGAGCCUGUGGACCCGUAGUUCCCCUUGCUCGUCCCUCCGUUCCCUGUCCGAUCGGAUCGUUUUAGCUAAAUUACGCCGAGAAGAUCGGAAGAGAGACCUCGAUCCUCGAGCUAAAUCAAACGCGCCGCUCUCCUCUCGCAGGAAGCAGAAACGAAGAUUCAAACACCUCGAGCGGACGUUCUCGAGAGUCGUUUCACGGAUUUUAUGCGUUUAUGCACGGAGAAUAUAUUUUGUAAAAUAUACGAAGAGAGAAUCGCACUCGUGACCGAGGUUCGUGUUUGUUAAAUAUUUGUAAAUUAACGCGUUCACUGCCAGACCAAUCCUGACUCCGUCGAGACUCGUCGAUCUCCGAGAAUUGACUUUCGUAGCUUCUCAGUGAAAAUGCUUGACUGGAACAAACGCGGCAGUGAACGUAUUAAGAAUUCCUUGGCGUUUUAUAUAAUCGUUGGAACCUCGAUUAUCGCAGAAAUUUCCAGCCCCCUGUCGCUCGUGUGUCUCGUGUCUUACUUGUUGCUUAUCCAGCAGCCCCCUCACUUGUUGACAGUACUGCAACGAACGAGCCUUUGUACGAUAAACUACCCUUGCGUAGAAUUUCAUAACGAAAUAAAGCUGUAGAAGCCCACAAUAUCCUACGUUGUUUCAUUUUGAAGACUUUCGUGUUCCAGCACGGCAUAAAUGCAUAAAGUCCACGGUACGUCGCGAUUGUUCCAAAAUCGAAAGGAGUUUCUCUAGCAAACCGGCGACCGUUUCGAGUGUGCUUUUAGAGAACGGAGGAGAUUAUGAUUAACGGAAGCGUGAAGCGUAAAUUAUGAUACAAUGUUUUGCGGAAACGCGCGCGUAGACGUCAAUGGCGGACGAUGAAGCUCGAACUCGCGGUUGCCGUUGCGACGAGAGCCUGGUCGUCGAUGGUACUCGGUUUUUGUUCCUCGGUCGCAAUUAGCCGACCCUUCUGCGUUCAGAAAACCGUUGUAAUUCCUUUUGCCGCGGAGGGGUUCUUCCGGUGCGUUUUUCUCUCCGCGAUUCCGGUUUCCAUUUUAACCCCUCAAUGCCCGUAUCGUUCUCAGACAAUUUUCAUCGUGUCUGUUUGCAUUCAACUUUCAUUUUUAGUUCGUUCGUGCGUGCGAUUAAUUGGGAUAACGAUGCAUAAUUAUCCCAAUUACCGGGACGAUUUUUAUUUAUUACGAUAUUAGUGCACUUUCCUUUCGUGGUUUAUUCUCUGAUCUAAGUACUGUGUACCGCGUGUAUUCUCUUUCCAAUUUUAUCGCGUUUACGAUAAACUGUUGUUAGAGAAAGAGCGUGGGCACUGUGGGUCCAUUUUUUCUUUUUUCUUUUUGUCACUCCACGACUCGAAUUCUGAUUUUUAUCCAAGAAAUACUCGACUUGGACGGAUGGUUUCUUCACGAGUCGAAGUUAAAUAGAAAAAUUUACGGGAAAGGAACCUCUAAUUAAUAUGCAAGCACAGUAGGAACUCCGACAUUCAUAUUCAUAAGGCAGGACCGUUUGAAUACGGGAACUUUCGAACCAUAGAACUCUCGCUUCCUACGAAACCGAUCGAAGAAUGAAUUUUGCGUUAAAAAAGAAUAAAUAUUCGCGAGUUCUCAGAGGCCGUCGACGACAGGCAACGCGCGUUUCAAAAUGGCAGACUCCAUUCUUUCCGAAAUGUCGACAAACUGCGUCUGGAAUGUACAAAUGUAGCAAGUUUCGUAUUUUCGGCGUCGACAAAAUCCUAUUUAACGCCUUCUCUGUUCACCGUGUAAAUAAAUUCGUUUCUUCGAAUUCACGUGCACGUAAAAUCAAAGGCGUCCAACGGUAUACCUUGAAACACGCUCCGACUAAUUUCAAUUGCUAAUAAUUUGAAAGAAUACUACUUUUUAAUCAUUUUUUAAACACUUGGUGACCAGCGAGCACGUUAAAAGGACCGACGUCGGAUAUUAUAAACACUUACAAGAGCCAUGGACGUGACGAUUUCUCGUUGCAGUGUAAAAUGGUCGCGUCCGUGGCUCUUACGAGACAGAUCAUAAUAAAAGGAAAAUCGAUGUUUAAAACGACUUCAGAAUUUACGAGUAACAACGUUUAAGCGACUGUUUAGAAUUGUUGUAGUUAAUCGUUCGAGGACCCUAAGUAUUCGUCGUUAGAUUUGAAAAUGAUUCACCGUCUAAAGUCCAGCGAUCGUUGCAAAGAGCAUAGAAAAUUGAAAUUUUCACCGAUACUCGAGAAUUAACGAAUUUGCGCUCGACGCUGGACGUUUGAUAAUAAUAUCGCUGAUUUCUGUGCACGAUGGCUCGCGAGAAGCUUCCUCCACGUUCACCUUUGACCGUCGAGGAUCAGUUCCCUGCGAUCGUGCGUCGGGAAUCGUCGAUAAGCUUUUGCCACGUGUACCGUUCUCAUUCCGCGACACUUUGUCGUUUAUCACGAAGUCGGGGCUUUUGCGUCGAUCUUCGAACGAAUUUCUGUCGCUAUACAUACGCCUCGAUAGCUCUACGCAUACGUCGAUGUUUACCUCCUAUUCCGAGACGGAGGAGAAGGUAGGAAAA